Molecule: messenger RNA, 2049 nt
Organism: Magnolia sinica
Lineage: Eukaryota; Viridiplantae; Streptophyta; Magnoliopsida; Magnoliales; Magnoliaceae
Product: protein NUCLEAR FUSION DEFECTIVE 4-like
Exons: 1
Coding region: 256-2049 (597 amino acids)
Cellular component (GO): membrane
Source: RefSeq, a predicted model, not a curated record
AAUACGGAUGCCCCUAUACAACAAGAACACCAUAGCUUACACGUGAGAGCAGUGCAUCAUUUCCCUAGUUUUAAUUGAAGAUAUCCACUCCACUACAAUCUAUCCUCUCAAAUUGUCAUACCAAUCUUCCUCCUCGCUAUUCUGUUACCAGAGACAUGUUGCUGGCCGUUGUUCGCACGUGUGGCGACUGUGUCCAUUAGCUUCUGAGCGUUCAUCACCAUCCUACCCACAGCUGCCUCCCUUGAUUUGUCAGCCAUGAUCAGCAGUUUCCGUGCAACGAGUAUGGUAGGACCCGCCCUGCAGGUGAUCCGCGGCCGUUGGUUCAUGGUCUUCGGGUCGUUCUUGAUAAUGUCAGGGGCAGGCGCCACCUACAUCUACGGCAUCUACUCCAGCGACAUAAAAUCAUCAAUGGCCUACAACCAGCAAACACUCAACACCCUCGGAUUCUUCAAAGACCUCGGCGCCAACGUCGGCAUCCUCUCCGGCCUAAUCAACGAGCUGAUCCCGCCAUGGGCGGUGCUCGCCAUCGGCGCUGCGAUGAACUUCACCGGCUACUUCAUGGUCUGGCUUGCCGUGACGGGCCGCAUUGCCCAUCCCAAAGUCUGGCAGAUGUGCCUCUACAUCUGCAUUGGCGCCAAUUCACAGACCUUCGCCAACACCGGCGCGCUUGUAACCUGCGUCAGGAACUUCCCAGAGAGCCGCGGCAUCAUGAUCGGUCUCCUCAAGGGCUACGUCGGUCUCAGUGGGGCCAUUUUCAACCAGCUCUAUCUAACAAUCUACGGCCAUGAUUCCAAGUCACUGAUCCUACUCAUUGCGUGGCUCCCGGCCGCACUCUCCAUCGUCUUUCUCGGCACAAUUCGGAUAAUAAAAUCUAUCCGGCAGCCAAACGAGCUCAAGAUAUUCUACUCUUUUCUCUACAUUGCACUAGCUCUAGCUGGAUAUCUCAUGCUUAUAAUCAUUAUUGAGAAGCAGGUAAGCUUCUCCGCUCCUGAAUAUGGCGGCAGUGCCGCUGUCGUUCUGUUCUUGCUCUUCCUCCCUCUUGUUAUCGUCGUGAGAGAAGAGCUUUCCAUACAGAAGCUCAAAAACCAAUCUACAAUAUCCGUCGAGACAAAGCAAGAACCAUCCGUAUCAGAAAUUUCAUUGCCCCCACCUCCAAUUCCUCCCUCUCCAAAACUACAGCCACCAACUAAGCAAACACGAAUUUCCCGCAUUACAGAUAUCUUUAAAUCGCCGAAAAGAGGCGAGGACUACACCAUCCUCCAGGCGCUCGUGAGCGUCGACAUGCUAAUCAUCUUCGUCGUGAUUGUAUGCGGCCUCGGCGGCACUCUAACAGCAGUCGACAACAUGGGUCAGAUCGGCGAGUCAUUGGGCUACCCGCAUCUGACGAUCGGCACCUUUGUAUCGCUGAUAAGCAUAUGGAACUUCGGCGGAAGGGUGGCGGCUGGAUUUGCAUCUGAAAUCCUUCUCUCUAAGCACGGGUUCCCUCGACCAUUGAUGCUCACGUUGGUUCUCCUCGUCUCUUGUGUGGGCCACAUCCUGAUAGCAUUUCCCACACCGGGUUCUCUUUAUGUAGCGUCGGUAAUUAUCGGAUUCUGCUUCGGAGCGCAGUGGCCGAUGAUCUACGCCAUCAUUUCUGAAAUUUUUGGGCUCAAGUACUAUGGGACGUUGUACAAUUUCGGUGCCCUUGCUAGCCCGGUUGGAUCGUAUAUACUCAACGUGAAGGUGGCGGGUCGGCUUUAUGAUCGGGAGGCGAUGAAGCAGCGAGCGGUUGUGGGUGGGGCCAUUACCGGCAAGUUGACUUGUAUUGGGCCGAAGUGUUAUAGAUUAUCGUUCAUCAUCAUUACGGCUGUGACAUUCAUUGGAUCGUUGGUUUCGCUUGUUCUUGUGAUCAGAACAAGGGAAUUCUAUAAGAGUGAUAUCUACUCGAGAUUCCGAGAGGUGGGCCAGAUGGGAACGGGUGAGAUGUGUGCCGGCCGAAAUGUAAAUGGUGGUGGAGAGAAGGAUGAGGAGAGAGCGUCUUCCAGAGCUAUGGAUGGCAACAAGCGGUAG